AUGAGUGGCAGAAAGUUUGGGAGAAAUGGUUUGUCUUUGCCAUUUGGACUCGACUUUGACUUUCAUGCGAUUCGAGUUGGAGAAGUGAGCAAAGAGUUUGUGAUUCCUGUGAAUGGGCCCUUGAAUGAGAUCGACAGAGAAAUAGCAGAGCAGUUCACAACGUUUUUGGAGAUGAUGAAAGAUGGUCCAUUCUACUCUGGUCAAAUCAGCAGCAGGGGCAGCAAAGGAGCAUUGAAUGAGGAGGAGCAACAAGGGUUCAGCGAUGGCAUCAAACGAUAUUCCGACAAGUACUUGAAGAAGAGAAAAAUCAGCAAAAGCAUCGAGGACUUUCCAUACAAUUAUGACUUUUUUCCCAGCGAGUUGUACAGCAUCAUGGGCAGUGAAGGAAAGAUGAUUUCGCUCACGCACUACAAUACAAAUAACAAGCAAAUCAAAAAGGAUGCAAAAUCCACAAAUAAGAUUGAUGAUGAGGUCCAGGCGAUGAACAUAUUGGAGCAAAUCAAGAACAUGGUGGAGGAAGACGACGCCAUUGACAUCAACAAAGUGACUAGAAUGAACGCAGAACAUGAGGAAGACGAGGAGGAGGACUACGACGAUGGGUUUGAGGAGGACGACGACAACGACUACAAUGCUGAAAAAUACUUCGAUGGGGGAGAAGAGGAAAAUGACGAUGGUGAUGACGACGAGGCAGCUUUCUAGGGCUUUGUAAAUACAAAAAAACAGAAGGAUAUAAUAAUAUAAAAACACUAAAAGAAUAAAAAUAUAAAAACAUAAAAAUAUGGAAGACGUAGAAGUUGCAGUUUUGAGUGAGCC
Molecule: messenger RNA, 813 nt
Organism: Ascoidea rubescens DSM 1968
Lineage: Eukaryota; Fungi; Ascomycota; Saccharomycetes; Ascoideales; Ascoideaceae
Gene: RPC31
Product: DNA-directed RNA polymerase III subunit C31
Exons: 2
Coding region: 1-699 (232 amino acids)
Biological process (GO): transcription by RNA polymerase III
Cellular component (GO): RNA polymerase III complex
Source: RefSeq, a predicted model, not a curated record